AUGUCUUCCCUCGGGCUGGCCUUCCCAUAUACUCAUCCCAACCAGGAAGCCCGCAAUAUCAGUAUUAUUCAGGGCAACAACAUUGCCUUCAUCAAACCCUACCCUGGAGGAUCAGGCUAUGUGACUAACGUGACCUUUUCCAGUUCCCGGUCCCUUGCGAGUUUCUACGGGUUGAAUAUCGAUCAAUACUGGCAGAAUAAGUUCGAGCCUGAUACUGGGUCUGUCACCCUGAGUAACCUGGUCUUCCGGAAUUCCUCAGGAUCUGUUGCCAAUGGUGUACAGCGGCCUCCAUUGCAUUUUGCUGCGAAUGAUCUAACCUUCGCGACAAACAUCACCGUUGAGGACUUCUCCGUCUGGACAGAAUCAGGAACAUCUACCGUAAACAAGAUCAGCAAUGUCUUCGGCACAGGUGACGAUAGUUAUGGACCAAAUGAUGGUAUUGUCUCUUUGGCUCCCAACGAGUCACCUCACGCAUAUACAAGCACGUAUUCGAUAACAGCGUCUCCGACUAAUUGGCAAGUUCCGACUAUACCGGCAUGGGCAGCGCCCAGUACGGGUUAUGAUACUUCUUCUCCAAUACCAGUAUAUACUCCUGCUCCGCUGUGGCGUCCGGGCAGAGUGGACUACAAUUUGCAUUAUUGGGGAAGCUUCUAA
This is a messenger RNA of Monascus purpureus, 654 nucleotides long. Lineage: Eukaryota; Fungi; Ascomycota; Eurotiomycetes; Eurotiales; Aspergillaceae. The record is from the annotation of a GenBank genome assembly.